Messenger RNA from Plutella xylostella (diamondback moth), 3219 nucleotides. The record is from RefSeq and is a predicted model, not a curated record. NCBI's taxonomy places the organism in Eukaryota, Metazoa, Arthropoda, Insecta, Lepidoptera, Plutellidae.
UCAGCCAAUCAGCGUCAAGCGAGUCCGCAAUCCGCAGCGCCCUCAGCGAGCUAGAGUUGUGGUUCGCGGGCGCACGGCUCAGUAUUACCUACUAUAAGGACAAGGCGCAACUACCCACGCCCAUCGUGAAGGACUUCAAGGAGAUUCUUGCCAAGAUAGAAGAGCAGCAGUGGGUAGUGACGUCACUGCGUGGUGACGACGCGUGCGCCGCGUGGGAGUCGCGCCUGCGGGCCGCGCUCGUGCUGGUGCGCUCCACGCAUCAUGCGCAGAGGAGGUGACUACCAUGACUACCCUAGAGCAGCAGUGGGUAGUGACGUCACUGCGUGGUGACGACGCGUGCGCCGCGUGGGAGUCGCGCCUGCGGGCCGCGCUCGUGCUGGUGCGCUCCACGCAUCAUGCGCAGAGGAGGUGACUACCAUGACUACCCUAGAGCAGCAGUGAGUAGUGACGUCACUGCGUGGUGACGACGUGUGCGCCGCGUGGGAGUCGCGCCUGCGGGCCGCGCUCGUGCUGGUGCGCUCCACGCAUCAUGCGCAGAGGAGGUGGUUGUAUCUAGAACCAAUUCUAUCCAACGACGACGGCGAGCUUGGGAUCAAAUUCCGCAAAGUGGAUCAGGGCUUUAGACAGGUGGCGCGGGCGAUAGAGAACGACGCUCGUCUGUCGGCGCUGACGCAGUCCGUGAGUCUGCAGCCGAUGCUGGACUCCAUCUCCGAGCAGCUGAGUGCGUGCCAGUCCGCAUUGAAACUGUAUAUUGAUGAGAAGCGCUCGACAUUCCCCCGCCUCUACUUCCUGAGCGACGAUGACCUGCUCGAGUUACUCGGGCAGGCGCGGGCGGGGGCCGAGGGGCGGGAGGCGGUCAUGCAGUCGCACCUCAAGAAGCUGUUCCCGGGCAUCACGGGCGUGAGGCUCGGACCUGAUGGAAUGUCUAUCACUGGCCUCUGUAGUCAGCAUGGGGAGACGUUGCCGCUUGAACAUCCGGUGGAUAUCGAUUGUACUGUUGAGAUGUGGCUUAAAAACUUGGAAAUCGAAAUGCGCUCGUCAAUCAAAAACAUGGCGCUCAAAUGUGUCGUCACAAAUUCACUGCAAGAGCAAGAUCCAUUCUCUCUGCCGACUCAGAUCAUCUGUCUCGCUCAGAACAUCCGGUUCACAGAACAAACGGAAAGGGCUUUAGCAGCCAAAGAACUUCACAAACUAAAGGCGAACAUUGAAAAGGAGAAUUUGUACUAUGCGGAGUCUGAAGUUGAAGACGAAAAUGAACGAAACAAGCGUCAAGCGCUCAUUCUACAAUGUGCUUAUUAUUUGGCUGUUAUAAAGACGUUGAUUGAAAACAAUGUUACCUCCACCAGUCAUUGGCUGUGGCAAAAACAAUUGAGGUUCUAUCUCCUCAGCAACAAAGAGAUAGUGGCUAAAAUGGGCUUAGCUCAGAUUUCCUACUCGUAUGAAUACCUUGGGGUAAACACAGGCCAGUUUGUGAGAACAGAGCUCGCUGAUGAAUGUUUCCUUAUUUUGACACAAGCACUUCACCUCGGAUUGGUGGGAAAUCCUUUUGGUCCCGCUGGUACCGGCAAAACCGAGUCAGUUAAAGCACUCGGUGGAUUGGUCGGCCGUUUGGUGCUCGUCUUCAAUUGUGACGAGGCAAUGGACGCUCAAUCCAUGGGCCGCCUGCUAACCGGCCUAGCUCUCUGCGGCGCGUGGGGCUGCUUUGACGAGCUGAACCGCCUCACCGCUGACACCCUCGCAGCGGUCUCACACCAGUUCGCAGCUCUACUGGACAGGAGUGGCAACGGGAGGGCGGUGUUGGGCGAUAAGGAGGUUACAGUAUCUGAAUGGUGCGGGCUGGCGGCCACAAUGAACCCAGUGGGGCGAGGUUACGGUGGGCGGCGACUUCUUCCAGCCGCACUCGAGAGGGUCCUUCGUCCAGUGGCCAUGAUGAGCCCGGAGCCCACGGAGCUGGCGGCGCACCUAUUGGCUGCUAAAGCAGUCGCCAACGCCGGCAGCCUCGCCGCGCACCUGUGUCGCGUCUUCGCCAUGGCUAGUGAGCUUCUAAGCGGCCAGCGCCACUAUGACUGGGGCCUGCGCGCACUGAAAGCAGCCGUGGGCAGUUGUGGAAAUGCACUCAGUGGCAAAGGUGUAUCCAAAGAACCGCUGGCCCAAAAGGCUGCACUGCGCCGUGUGUUACGACUGAACAAUCUGUCCAAACUCACCAAAGAUGACGCGGCCAGGUUCGAGGCGAUUCUCGGUAUGGUGUUUGCCGAUGUGCCCGAGGAAGAGACUUCUGCUAACCCUAUCAGCACAGCCCUAGAAGCUACCGUCAAGUCGCUCAACUUGAUGUACAAUGACCUUCAGGCUCAGAAGUGCAUGGAGUUGUAUGAACAGCUACAACAGAGAAUGGGGGUCGUCAUAGUUGGCCCGCCUGGUUCUGGAAAGUCGACUAUCCGAAAAAUACUUAAAAGUACUCUAACACAACAAGGCAAGACCAUAGUGGAGCACAUAAUCUGCCCGAAGGCCAUGAGCCGCGCGAGCCUGCUAGGCCGCGUGGACCUCGACACGCGGCAGUGGACCGACGGAGUCAUCUCGGCCACGGCGCUGGAGGUGGCUGGCCAGUCUGAUGACGUGUGGUCGUGGGUGGUGUGCGACGGCGACAUAGACCCGGAGUGGGUGGAGGCGCUCAACUCAGUGCUGGAUGAUAAUCACCUGCUGACGCUGCCCUCGGGCUGGCGCAUACAGUUCCCACCCAAUGUCAACUUUAUAUUCAAUGACGUGUGGUCGUGGGUGGUGUGCGACGGCGACAUAGACCCGGAGUGGGUGGAGGCGCUCAACUCAGUGCUGGAUGAUAAUCACCUGCUGACGCUGCCCUCGGGCUGGCGCAUACAGUUCGGACACAAUGUCAACUUUAUAUUCAUUGACGUGUGGUCGUGGGUGGUGUGCGACGGCGACAUAGACCCGGAGUGGGUGGAGGCGCUCAACUCAGUGCUGGAUGAUAAUCACCUGCUGACGCUGCCCUCGGGCUGGCGCAUACAGUUCCCACCCAAUGUCAACUUUAUAUUCAAUGGCAUCUGUGUCUCUUCUGACGACGUGUGGUCGUGGGUGGUGUGCGACGGCGACGUAGACCCGGAGUGGGUGGAGGCGCUCAACUCAGUGCUGGACGACAACCACCUGCUGACGCUGCCCUCGGGCUGGCGCGUACAGUUCGGGCCUAAUGUCAACUUUAUAUUCUAG